Molecule: messenger RNA, 2223 nt
Organism: Salarias fasciatus (jewelled blenny)
Lineage: Eukaryota; Metazoa; Chordata; Actinopteri; Blenniiformes; Blenniidae
Product: CD276 antigen-like
Exons: 8
Coding region: 51-917 (288 amino acids)
Biological process (GO): positive regulation of T cell proliferation; cell surface receptor signaling pathway; T cell costimulation
Cellular component (GO): external side of plasma membrane
Source: RefSeq, a predicted model, not a curated record
GGAAGUUGAGGCAGUGCUGCACAGUGCGUGCGACAGGGCAGGACAGAGCAAUGGCUUCAAAGAUCGACCUGUACUUGUUUCUAAAGCCCUCAUGUUUCCUUCCACUGCUGGCUUUGGCCUUGGCAUUCUUUCUUUUCACAGGAUGUGCUGCAGAUCCACUUCAGCUCGACAGAAAAGUUGGAGAAAAUGCGACAUUUUACUGUACUGAGGACACGCAGCGGCAAAUCAAACUGCUGUAUUUUCAGAUUGGUGAUGAAUUUGUCAAUGGCUUCCACGAUUCACAUGAAAUAACAGUGAGCACAUGGCCAAACACAAAGGUGGAUGUCAAAGCGGCUGCUGUACACAUGUACAACCUGAAUGUCUCACAUGAAGGAGAUUACCAGUGUCAUAUUGAGUUCAUGGGCAGUGAACACACUUUGACUGUCCAAAUAAGGCUGCGGGUCACAGCUCCCUACAGCAGACCUUCGAUCUCGAGCCGCUGUGACGCUGAAAACCUCAGCUGCAUGGUGGAGUGUACGUCACACGGCGGGUACCCCAGUGCUGAGCUAAUGUGGAACGCAACUGAGAGUAACGGCAGUCAGUGGAGGGGAAGUGUGAACAGCACUGAAGUGCGCGAUCCGAACACUGGGCUGUUCAGCAUCUCAAGCAGUGCAGCCUUCGAUUGCCUGGGUGGAAAACAAAAAGUCAGCUGCUCAGUCAAUGACUCCACCUCCGACAUCCUUUCGUCCAACACUCUUUCCGUCUGUGCUGAUGAACCGUACUCUUGGAUUCCUAUCGCCAUCGCUGCAGUCGUGUGUGUUGUGAUUUUCAUCCUAGCAAUGGUGAUACUGUGCUACUGCUGCCCGAGAACACCACCAGGAAACAGGAUAUCAACAGAUGAGGAAGUGUCCCUCAAAGUGACGUCUCCAGCGUCUUGAUUUGCAAGCGAGUGGAAACCGACCUGUGACAUUAUCUGGAAAGGUCAGCUGUCUGUGACCAAAACCGCACGUCGGUGAGGCAUGCCUCACAUUUGUGUCCAGUACUCGCUGAGAAGGAGCAGCGUCCCUCAUGAAGUGUUAAUUCAGUCAGCAUAUCAGUGACACUUGACAUUUAAGUGUUUGAGGAAGUGUUCAGCUCUUAUCCGUCCCGGGAUGAAGUACGACGUGUUCACUGAUGCAACAACGAGACGCUGGAUUCACUUUUCUAUGAAAAGGCUUUUCCAGCCGUGUUUGUUGACAAUGUAGCUGGAAAAUGGGGGGGGGGAAACUCCUCACAACAGCAUGAGCAGCUCGCUUUCAACCAAAAAGGAGUUGGUACUUUGGUGAAAUAGUGUUUUAUAUUUACCUCAUUGCAAUGCGUUACACUAGCCACAAAAGUCCCCUUUGACUUUAUAUGUAUCCAGUAUAUUACUGCUACUGCUGCUACUUUCACUUUCUGAGGUGCCUUUGCCUUUAUUUAGUCUAUUUGAAAGUUUUUGUUGUUUUUUUAACUGACUGUAUGCUGAAAAACUUGUAUUUUUUUUUUUUUUUUAUAACCUUAAUGUAUUUGUGAAAACCAGUAAAAAAUUAUAAAGUGAAUGCUCAGAAAUAAGACCAGUUGGUGCUUCCUGGUCUUCGAAAUAGUAUUUAAUUAGUUUCCUUACACAACCGUACAUCCCAAAGAAAUCAAAACAAAAAAGAAAGAAAAGGAAAAAAGCCAUAAAUGUAGAUAUGAGCUUUGUGGAAUCCCUCAGUGUCCUUGCAGUUGUCACUGUUCUCCUUUUGGCUGAAGGUAGUUCUCCAUGGCACUGACUGUAUGUGUGAAUGUGCUGUACUGUGAUGGAGGCAGCCAGCGUUUAAUAAAGUCUGCUGUUAUCCUCAUCUCAACCUUGACCCGUUUGAUACAUCAUGGUACUGUAAUUGUCUUGUGUCAGAAAUGUGAAGUGCUGAAUAGAAAUAAGAUUUGCACAUUAAUUUAUUGCAUUCACUUUGUUAUUUGUCUACAAUAGAUGAAGGGCUGCUAAGCUAUGUGAUUUUCAGUCUUUGUGUUGUUGUUAGCUAAACAUUUAUGUUUUUUUUUUGUUUGUUUUUUUUUUCUGACUCAAUGUCGAACGUUAUAUUUUUUUUUUUCUCGAUGGUUACGUAACUGGAUAGCCUUCUGCUUUGGUCCUGCUGGGAUUUACCUAGUUUCUGCUUUCAUUUCCUGAAGUUGCACACUAUGCACUUUUUCAAUAAAGGAACUUGUCUUUGCAAUUGGCAUUUCAGA